This is a messenger RNA of Topomyia yanbarensis, 8461 nucleotides long. RefSeq names its product protein kinase C-binding protein NELL2-like. NCBI's taxonomy places the organism in Eukaryota, Metazoa, Arthropoda, Insecta, Diptera, Culicidae. The record is from RefSeq and is a predicted model, not a curated record. Gene Ontology annotation, molecular function: calcium ion binding; protein binding. The transcript is spliced from 14 exons. Bases 2524 to 5598 code for a protein of 1024 amino acids.
UACCGUCAGUCGGAAAGCAAAACUCGUCAAGAUCAAACGGUUUUCCUCAGCUUGCGGUUAGAUUUUAUCUGAGACAUCAUCUUCACCGGAGCGAAGGCCUGUGUGUGGUGCGCGCCCGUGUGUGCCUACCUUGCCUUGCAUAUCCUUUCGGAAGAUUACCUCUGUGUUGUAGUGCUGAAUCAUCGGAGGAUAUCCGGCGAGGAUUCCCCUCCCGAGAAAGUGAACGAACAAAUAUAGGGAAAAAUUCCGGAACUGUGAUUUGUGAAAGAAUUUCAUGCAGCGAGACACGUUUUUCUGUUGUCGAUGCUGAACAGGAUUUGGAUGUGUUAUGUUCUGGGAAACAUUGGAACGGUUAGAGCUUUUUCUUUCUGCUAACGAUACGUAUUUUUGAGGUGAAAAUUUUCGGCGAAGAAAGGAUUAUGUAAAGGACUGUGUUCGGAAACAGUACGGGCCGGAUCUCCAGUUGAGUCACACAAUCAUCCGAGCAGUGCGUAUAAAAAAUUGCGACAUCAGAUAUAAUUGAUUUUUCUCCUCGCGCACACACUCUCUGGUGGGAAGAUUCUUUUUUUUCGGAGGAAGCCAGCUGGAAGGUACCACAACUGCGAAGUGUUCUGAGAAGUGGUGGUGGAAUCGCCCGCAACUGCAAAGUGAGCGGAGAACCAGUUCCGUUUCACACCGAUACAUCUUCCGAUUGCCCCACUAACCCUUACCACUGGAAGGAAGUCGUCGUUACCACAUGCUAUCAACAUUCUCGAGAACCCAUGCAUUAUCCUGAUUGCCAGCUGAUGUCGUCAGCAAAGGGUUACUUGCAGCGAAAAAUGGGUUAAAUGGAUUGACCUAGGCCGGGUGUUGUCCUAUGAACCGUGCGGAAAUAUCCUGAAAACUUUGCUUCUAGCGAUUUUCUCAAAUCACACCAACUAUAGAAAGGAAAAAAAGAGGUUUAAUUCAAUUAAAACACAGACAGACCAAAGCAGUUCUCCUCGGCGAGCAGUAAGCAAUCUGUACCUAGUGUGAAUAGUUGGGGAGCUGAGAAAGGCAGGAGGGUAGGAAAGUGAAAAUUUCUUCUUCCGUGUAGUGCAAAAGUGGAAUGAGAGUGUGCAGAACUUUCGUCGGUUUUCCCAGCCCGCAGCGAAAAUAGAAGCAGAACGUCAAGAACACCGUGUUGAACGGCCGAACCGCAUUAAAGGUGACCAUAGAGUGUGCCCUCGGUAGAGAGUUUAAGCAGUCGCAUCGAUAGCGAACCAGCAAGACAGCGGGAGAGAUAGUUGGAGAGAAAGAGUAAGCAAUCUAAGAACCAAAAAAAGUGAGAGUGGGCGCCUCGGGAAAACGCAGAGAACAGCGCAGAGUUUUUCCUGUGGGCCUCGGUGAGAGGAAAACCUGACCCAUCACGGCAGAAGACUCACACCGAACGGAACCACCAGGACGGAAGGUUCGUCUUUUUGCCGGUAGCGCCAGCCUGGUGUUGAGUUUUUCUGUUAGUCGCCUGUACCCUGGAACGCGUGUGAACAGUCAGCCCGUCGUCAUCCAGGAAAUCAGUGUAUUCGGGAUUUUUCUUCUGUUUUGUCUGUGGGUUGUGUUCCCAAUUCGGGGAAAAAUUAGGUAACUGCAAGGUGAGCACUAAUAAGCCUUUGGUAGGAGGUUUUUUUUCGGAAGGCGAAUGUCCCUAGCCAAAGGAAAAUUUAGUGGAAAGCAGAAGGAAAAUCAAUUUACGUGUGUAGUUGUGUGGAGUUCUAUAUACUCUUGUUGUUCCAUUCCAUAGUUGCCGUGUGUACAUAGAGGAAAUAGGAAAAGAAAAAAAAACAAUACGAAGAGCCUGCUUUAGUACUUCGCUCUUAGCCGCAGUGGAACGUUAAUUAUAUAAGAAUAAACUUGAUUUUUGAGUGUUUUUCUGUUGGUUAAAUUAGAGGAAUUUUUAGUGCGAAAUGAUAAUUGGAUAAGUGAUAUUUGAAACAGUUUGGGCGAACGAAUCCAAGAGAAACCGUCUGGCCGAGUUAGAAACAUCGAAAAUUAAUCAUCAGUGUUCUACCAGUGCUUAAAUACGUCGAAGUUGGCAGCAGUUAAAUGUUGAAAUUAUAGUUCGUAGUUCGCUGGCAAAACUAACCAAUACUAAUCGGUAUUUGCAAUUGUUAUCAAUGACGCCUACAUUUAGUUUGAUUGUUUGUCGUGUUCGAAUAACUACCGAUUUUGGAAAAUACAAUUAAAGGGACUUGUCCAACGUAGAUCCGAGUUUCGAUGAGAGAAGGGGUAUGAAGUGUUGAUUACAAUUUACGAAUCAGCGAAAUUUGUCGGGUGUAGAAUAUCGGUGCGCAACAACGAUUCAACGAUCAAAAAAUAAAAACCUUAAACAGAUUGGGUAAACACUACAGCAAAAAACACACACAAACCAGUGAGUGGAAGAGACCGCAAAGGUCAGCGAAUUGAAUCUGCCCUGGCGCGGUUGAACUGUGAUGGUGCUCUACGUGAAGGAUUUCUAUCGUAAGGAGCCCGACCGGCUGAGGCGGCCGCGACUCGUGUAGCUCUGCCAUGAACAAGCAUCUCUGGAAUAGCGAUACAUCCUGGGGAUGUGUCCAGGCGUUGCUGGCGCUGAUCCUGACCAUCCUGCUGUUGCCUGGUUCAGGUGGCGCUCUGGACCCCGGCAUCGAUCUGCUCGACGCGCUAAGUUUACACACAAAUUCAUCCCAAUCCCAAGGGGUUACAAUCACACAAGAGUAUCAACAUCAAAGGGUAUAUCAUUUGUCAGGUGGCGAUCGAAAUCUUGUCCUUCCGACUACGGUUUUUCACCGGGCUGUAGACAGGAUGAAGCAGACGUCAGAUUUUACGUUUGCCGUCGUCCUGAAGCAGGAGCAAGCUAACUCUGGGACCAUCGUUUCCUUUUCAAACGGAAACAAUAGGUAUUUAGAAUUACAAUCAAGUGGAAGACGUGACGAAAUACGUUUUCAUUACACACACAUAACAGCAGCGGGCGUGUCGCAGAUGCACACCGAGUCCUUCCCGUAUCGACUCGCGGACGACGCCGAGCACAAGGUGGCGCUAACGGUCAGCGGCACCGAGGUGCAGCUGUACAUCGACUGCCAUCCACUGUAUAAACGAGUGACACAUUUUUUACCAGAUCGAAAUUUUAGUGCUUCCAAUAUGCAAUUAUUCGUCGGACAAAGAAACUCAAAUAGUCAUUAUUUAUUUAAGGGUGAUUUAAAAGAUUUACGUAUUAUCACCGGCCCGUACGGUUAUUUAUCACAAUGUGAACUAAUGGAUGCACAAUGCCCCACCUGCGGGCAGUUUUUAGAGUUAGAGAAUGCUUUAGUAGAAUUAAAACAAACCUUGUCGCUGUUAACAAAAAGGCUAGUGGCUGCAGAGAUGCGUGUCUCAUAUAUAGAGGAAUGUGAUUGUAAAAAAUCAUGCCUAAUUAAUGGUACAAGUAAAAACGAUGGUGAUAUAUGGGAUAUAGGUUGUAGUCAGUGUAAAUGCGAGCGUGGCGUCGUCACGUGUGGUCCAAGACCAUGUCCAGAGGUUAAGUGUAAACAUCCAGUAUUAGAUGAGGGUGAAUGUUGUCCUAAGUGUUUAAAAAAUUGUUACCUUAAUAAGAAAGACUACGAACACGGCGAGAAGCAGGUCCUAGGCUGCCGAAACUGCUCGUGCAUAGAUGGCAAUAUGAUGUGUGAUAUGGUGGAGUGUCCGGAGCUCAAGUGCCCCCCGGAGCAGCAAAUGUCGGUGACGGACGAGUGCUGCAAAUUCUGUCAAGAUACUCCACAUAGGCGAAAAGUACGACGACGGCGUACGCACGGCAAACGACAACAUCACAAAAAUAAACACUCACAGAAACAGAAAAACGAAGUGGUUCAGUCAAAAGAAGACAUCGACGAAUGCGCUCAACAAGGUGGUCUUAAUGGUAAUCACUGCCAUCUGAACACGCGAUGCGUCAACACGUUCGGUUCGUACGUGUGCGAGUGUCUGCCCGGCUACCGGCAGCUAGACAAGUUCAACUGCGUCGAGGUGGACGAGUGCAAGUCCGGAGAGCACAGCUGCCAUCAGCACGCGGACUGCAUCAACACGGCCGGUUCGUACCACUGUCGCUGCAAGCUGGGCUAUCAGGGCGACGGGUAUGACUGUAAACCGGUGUGUAACCAAACCUGUCUGAACGGGGGCGAAUGCCGGACACCCGGGGUGUGUACCUGCCGUGCGGGUUACGUGGGCGAAUCCUGCGAGAAGGAUCUGGAUGAGUGUGCGACCGGAGUGCACCGGUGUAAGGAGACAACGAACUGUGUUAACAUGCCAGGAUGGUACUUUUGCAAAUGCAAGCCUGGAUUUGAAACCAAAGGGAAAGAUUGUGUAGAUAUAGAUGAGUGCUAUUUGAACACGCACAGCUGUCACCUGACGGCGCGAUGUGUGAAUACGCAGGGACAUUUCGAGUGUGUGUGCCCGGCGGCGGCGGGUACAGGCGAAGUCAGCAGCAGCAGUAGCAGGGGGUCAUGGUCAACUGCCGACUGUAGGUUAAGUUGUAUGUUUGAGGACAGUGAGAUUCCCGACGGUGGACAGAUCUCACCCCGGAACCAACCGUGCAAGGUGUGCACCUGUUCGAAGGGGGUGAUCAGCUGCGUGGAACCACCGUGCAACUGUUCGAAUUGGAGGCGGGGCAGCGCGCGAGAUCUGUGCUGUCCUCAGUGUGAUCCCAAAGAGUCCUGUCAGCACCAGGAGCUGAAGCAUGUGACGUUCCGCAGUGGGGAGCAGUGGAUUUACCAGUGUCAGACGUGCGAGUGUCUGUACGGUGAAUUCGACUGUUGGAAGCUGGAAUGUCCACCGCUGACUUGUGAUAAUCCCCUACCACUGGGAUCGGAUGAAUGCUGCCCUCGGUGUCCGGACGAUAUGUGCGGCUUCGAUAACGCAACCGCCAACGGGAUCACUGGGGGAAGCUCUUGUCUGUACGAGCAGCACAUUUAUACCUCUGGACAGACGUUCAAGUACCCGUCCAGAGAGUGUGCCACCUGUUCCUGUAAGGUCCCCUACUGUGCCCAACUGGUGAGCAAUUCCGCGUGUUGUGUGCAUCGGACGGUAAGAUCACCUGCCGUUACGAUGAUCAUUGUGUUGACGAUGAACUACGAAAGAUUGAAGAGCCUCCUGCAAAUGAUAGUGUUAAGAGUAGUCUUUCUAAUGAUAAACCAUCGCAAACAACGACCCCAAAGACAUCACCACAAUCAUCACCCCAGCCAGCAGCAGUCAACAGCGACAGGGACAGUGCAACAGCGACGAUCCCACCUACGGGUUCAACCUCAGAACAAUCAAUCCCAUCAAGCAGCACUGCAACCGCAGCGAUACCAAAGCCAAGUUCAACUUUCGUCACUUCUGCUACUCAGCAACACCACCAACAGCAGGACGACGUCACGUCCGCACAACCUCCACCAACAGAGCACCAUCAAUCGCAGAAGUCACGCACUCGAAGUUCGGCUAACGCAGCAAAGAAGCUUCUCAAACGGUCGCUACCAACCGGUGCUGAUGGGCGAUUCGACACCACAUCGUCUUCAGCACCUCUCCGAAGGUAUAUUGGUAACUAAGUUCAUCAAGAGCAGUGAGUACACCCACAGCAGCGGGACGGUGAUGACCUAACCCAUCACCCAAGAUCAACCCCCGCCAAUCACAAUUCAUACCAUCAAUCACCCAAACCAUUGUUUCAGCUCUCUCGAAUCAAAUACUUUCUUUCUCCACUGUAGGAAAAACCGAAUCUCUCUAAAUAUUAUGAGAAAAAACAGCUAAUCUUACUGUAGUUAUGUGUACAUUGUUUUGUAAUUUACUAGCGGCUGAACAAAUUUAAAGGUAACCCAAACCACAUACAUAGGGAGUUUUAAUCAAAAACGAAAUGAGAGUUAGAAAGUUCAAAUUCCUGAAGUUUUAAUCUUUACGCGAAACAACAAACCAACAAUGACAAAUAACGCAAAAGCGCCCAAAAUUACCAACAAAAACUCUAUACCAAAAUCAAUCCAAAAUGUAUGUCGUUUAAUCUCUCUUUAUCUAUUCCGUUUCCCUUUCUCUCUAUAUAUACAUCUUUCUUCUGAGGCAAGCGCAUCAUAUAAAAACUAAAGAAAAAAAAACCAACGGCUCAGUCAAACACAUAUUAAACCCAUUUCGCUCGUUUUUCGAUGCCCGUUUUAAAACGUAGUCACCAGUGACAGCAGAAAAACCAAAAAAACAAACAAAUAGUUUAUUUUUGCAGAAGCGAUAAAACUAGCAAUCAGUGAAAAUUUUGGUGAUACCUACCUUUUGAGAUGGACGUUUUCUGGGCGGGAAUAAAGUAUAUACGUAUGCAGAAAACGUGCGAGGUUAUGUUAGAAACCAAUAUUUUGAAUUUUCGAAAAUAACAUCAAAAUCGCAGCCAACUUCAGACUGCUUGUGAUAUAGAUGGAAACUGACAAGCGAAAUAAAUCCACGGCGCAGGGCUCUCCGCGCAACGAACGUCAUUGUUCCUUAACCUCCACGUUUUUCUGCACUGUUCAAACGGUCGUUCGACGCUAUAUACUUUAGCCUACUCGGAUAACAAAACCCCGCUCUCGAAAUGCGCAGAAAAAUACAUUCCUAUAAGAAGCAGACAACAUAAAACUUACACAGUUCACCUGCAGCUGAAAGUAUUACAGAAUGAAGGCAAAACAUGGUUACAACUGUAAAUAGUAGUUGAGUAAUAUAAAACCUUACUGUGUUUUGAAAAAAUAACUGGGAAUUGUCCUUGUUUGUAUAAUUUGAUUAUUUAUUGCACUCGACACUAAACACGAUACAAACUAACACAGAAUCGAACGAUUGUUUUCAACGAAACAGAUCAAUAUUAUGGAAGGGUACGAACAAAAAUACACACAAAAUGGAAACGAGAUCAAUGAAGAACAAAAUCGAGCGCAAUCGCUAUAAUAUUCUUUUAACACGACCACCCCGUCGAUUGUCACCAUUCUAGUCAAUUUCAGUUUAUGUUAAGUGUAACUUAUUUAUUACCAGUCUCUUCCCGGUACCAAAUCGUUCUAAUUAUUCUAAUUUUUAUUCUGUUAGGAAAACACAAAAGAAAAAAAAACACAAAAAAAACAUGCAACAAUCAAACAUUCGCUAGAGGAAGAAAUGAAAGUAUUCUGAGUAAGUAGAAAAGUGCAUUUUAAGUUUGCCGUUUCAAACAGUUGAGAGAACGAAAUCUGCUAGUGUAAAACAAACAAUCAACAUAGUAACAAUUAACGAAACAAUUGCAAUGACUGUCUGGAAUCCCCGCGAAACGAAACACAAUAAAAACUAAUAAAGCAAAUCCAAUAUGUCGAUUUUUUUUUUGAUAAGGUCGCAGCAGGCGAUGGAAGCGCGGGAUGAUAACCGAACGGAGGGAAGAAGUUUUUACAACAGAAACGCGAAUAAACAAAACCGCAAAAUAGGGCAAGAAAGAAAAGAAAUAUUAGUUCCUUCUGUCUAAUGUACCACAAUAAUAAUGUAAAUUUGUACUGGUUAGCUGGUAGUUUUAGCAUUGUAUAGAAUCUAAUGAAGAGAAAAGUUGAGAGAAAAUGCUUAUAAGUGUACUCUAGUGCUCGCGCAGUAUUUGUUUCUAGUAAUGUGGUUAUAAUUUAUUAAAACACUAACCGACUACUGCUGUAUUAAACCGAUCAUAGUUGAGUCGAGCAGGAUUGUAAAAAUAAAACAAGAGUCUAAACAAGUCAACUCAAUUUAGUCGAGUUCACUCUCCAUAGAAUUAGUUUGCAACACAGCCGUGAGUGCGUGUGUGUCACGCUUUUCCCCAGUUGCGUUAUUGUGUGUGUGUAAAUAGUGUACACAAGCUAGCGUUAUAAUGUUAGUUAUCUUUUUAAUUAUUUCGGCGAUUAGCAUUGAAUAACACACUGACACGGGAAAAAAAACCACAAACUUACAUUUAAACGCGUAAGUGAAAAUGCUCUCUUUCUUCAGACUGCAUUCGAGAAUACUCUCCUAAGUUUUCGGCCUUUUGAUGAUGAUAAUGAUGGGAAUAGAAUUAGCGUUGUAUUUAGUAAACAAAUGAAAAUAAUAAGAGAAGAAAUUAAAUGCAUACAAUAAAAUGAACUAAAAAAUUGACUUAAAAUAUAUCGUAGGAACAGAGAAAUAAAUUAUCAGCUGUCCUGUAACUAUUACUAGUUAAGUUUCUAAUCCUAGCGAGUAUAAAGAAAUUCCUGUAAAUAUUAGUUAAUAAAUAAAAAAUUACAAAAACAAAAACAUUAGAAACUGAGCAGAACAGAAGAUUGAGUUAAAAGUUUGAAUGCAGCAUAGAAAGAAACGGGAAAAAAUUACUUCGGCAAAGAAAAUCAAAUCGAUUCGUUAGUACAGAAGCAGACAAAAGCAAACAUUAUGAACAAAAAGGUACAGUGUAUAGUGUUUAGAAAAUUGUAAUUUUAUUUGGUCUUUAUAUUUAUAUUAAAUAUAUAUUUUAACAAUUUCUUUUAAUAAAAACAAGCCAAUUAAAUGAACAAUUAUCCAACGAAACAGA